UUAUCAACUUCAGUUUGCAAAAUGUUUUAUUUCCUAACGAGCAUCAUAAUAUCAUGUGGUUUCCUAUUUCUAGAUUCUGCAGGGCAGAGUAUCGUGGGGUUCGGCAUGUGGUCGGUGAUGUCCGUGGAGCCGUGCAAGAACGACGCGGAGAUGCCGUGGCGGGUGCGCCUGCGCAAACACAAGCUGAACCGCACACACGACGCUUUUGACGGGGAACUGUCCUUGCUAGCCGAAGUUGACGACUCCUAUGGUAUUCGCGCAGACAUAUGCAAGAUGGUGGGAGGUGGAUGUAAACCCUUUAUGAGUGAGAGUCGCGAGUGUAUACCCUGCCUAGUAAAAGAGCACGCCCCAGAAAAUGCUAAAACAGUGUUGAUGGCCCUUGGAAUAAACCCACCAGAGUUCCCAAUCCCUAAAGGAGAGUACCGGCUAGACAACUACCUCGUGAACGUAGAAGAUCUGUCGAAGGAAGGAAUUUACGGCGAAUACGGAGGACAACUUUACGUAGUAAAGGACGGGCAGAACAUUGCGUGCGUCCGAAUGUCCGUUAAGUACGAACCGAUUGACAAUAUUGGCUCCUUGCCGGCUCUGUAUGGUUAA
Molecule: messenger RNA, 597 nt
Organism: Cydia strobilella
Lineage: Eukaryota; Metazoa; Arthropoda; Insecta; Lepidoptera; Tortricidae
Exons: 4
Coding region: 22-597 (191 amino acids)
Source: RefSeq, a predicted model, not a curated record